This is a messenger RNA of Xyrauchen texanus (razorback sucker), 2961 nucleotides long. It is a transcript of the gene grm6a, whose product is annotated as glutamate receptor, metabotropic 6a. Gene Ontology annotation, biological process: G protein-coupled glutamate receptor signaling pathway; regulation of synaptic transmission, glutamatergic. NCBI's taxonomy places the organism in Eukaryota, Metazoa, Chordata, Actinopteri, Cypriniformes, Catostomidae. The record is from RefSeq and is a predicted model, not a curated record. The coding region runs from base 194 to 2920 and encodes 908 amino acids. Gene Ontology annotation, molecular function: adenylate cyclase inhibiting G protein-coupled glutamate receptor activity. The transcript is spliced from 12 exons. Gene Ontology annotation, cellular component: membrane.
AUGAAGAGUUCCGUGCGCUCUUUAAACAGGUGAUCUAAACAGAUGAUUUGAAUGAGUCGUAAUGUCAACGAGGGUUUGAUAAAAAUCCUGGAUGUGUCGGCAGUCUUCACGUCUUUUGGAGAAAGUUCAACAUCAGAAUGAAUAGGUUUCUCAGAUAGUGGAUGAACACUUGAGUGUUUGUGACGUGGUAAUUAUGACAUCACACCCUCCUCCAUUGUCAUUGGACCAUCAGUUCAGAAUGAUUUGGACUUUUGGUUGGAGCAGCUGUCACUCAGCCACAUGGCCACACAUUCUAUGGAUGCUGUGGGUGUGGCUAAACCCAUGUAUCUUUGCUCACCAACACUCACACCCACAUUCCAUCAAAAUUUCUGGGGACAUCACCUUGGGGGGCCUUUUUCCAGUCCAUGCCAGGGGCCCCGCAGGGGUCGCGUGUGGAGAAAUAAAAAAGGAGAAAGGAAUCCACCGUUUGGAGGCUAUGCUGUAUGCCCUUGACCAGAUUAACAGUGACCCAGAACUGCUACCCAACAUCACUCUUGGGGCCCGGAUUCUUGACACGUGUUCCAGGGACACUUACGCUCUGGAGCAGUCUCUGACUUUUGUCCAGGCUCUCAUUCAGAAAGACACAUCCGACAUCCGCUGCUCUAAUGGGGAACAGCCAAUAAUACGCAAGCCUGAGCGUGUGGUGGGCGUGAUCGGGGCGUCGGGCAGUUCGGUGUCCAUCAUGGUCGCCAAUGUGCUGCGAUUGUUUGAGAUCCCUCAGAUCAGUUAUGCUUCCACAGCGCCUGAGUUAAGCGACAACAACCGAUAUGACUUCUUUUCACGGGUGGUACCACCAGACUCCUACCAGGCCCAAGCUAUGGUGGACAUUGUCAAGGCGAUGGGCUGGAACUAUGUGUCCACUUUAGCAUCAGAGGGGAAUUAUGGGGAAAGCGGAGUAGAUGCUUUCGUUCAGAUCUCUCGAGAGGCAGGCGGUCUGUGCAUCGCACAGUCUUUGAAGAUCCCACGAGAGCCCAAACCAGGAGAGUUUGACAAGAUCAUUAAGAGAUUAAUGGAGACCCCUAACGCCCGAGGGGUUAUCAUCUUCGCCCACGAGGAUGACAUCAAGCAGGUUCUGGAGGCUGCAAGGAUUUCCAAUCUGACUGGUCACUUCAAGUUUGUUGGAUCAGACAGCUGGGGUGCCAAAAGCUCUCCAAUCUUGGACCAGGAAGACGUGGCUGAGGGUGCCGUCACCAUCCUACCCAAAAGAGCAUCUAUUGAAGGGUUUGACCAGUACUUCACCACUCGAUCCCUGGAGAACAACCGUAGAAAUAUCUGGUUCGCUGAAUUCUGGGAGGACGACUUUAGGUGCAAACUGACACGUCCAGGUAUCAAAAUCGAUCCGGAAAAGAAGAAGUGCACAGGAGAAGAACGGAUCAUUCGCGAUUCCUAUUAUGAGCAGGAGGGAAAGGUGCAGUUUGUAAUUGAUGCAGUUUAUGCCAUGGCUCACGCGUUGCACAACAUGCAUCAGGAUCUUUGCCCAGGAAUCACAGGCAUGUGUGAAAAGAUGGACCCGGUGGAGGGACGCUUGCUGCUUAACUACAUCCGCUCCGUCAACUUCAAUGGUAGCGCUGGCACUGCGGUUCUGUUUAAUGAAAAUGGUGACGCUCCUGGUCGCUAUGACAUCUUUCAGUACCAGAUGACCAACACCACCAGUCCAGGAUACAGAGUCAUUGGCCAGUGGACCAAUAACCUACGACUCAACGUGGAAGAGAUGCAGUGGACCGGUGGCUCCCGCGUGAUUCCAGAUUCCGUGUGCAGCUUUCCGUGCCACUCGGGCGAGAGAAAGAAGAUGGUGAAGGGUGUUCCGUGCUGUUGGCACUGUGAGCUCUGUGACGGGUAUCAGUUUCAAGCCGAUGAGUUCAACUGUGAGAUGUGCCCUUUCAACAUGCGGCCAACACCCAACCGCACGGCCUGCCGACCCACUCCCAUCAUCAAACUGGAGUGGCAUUCGCCCUGGGCCAUUAUCCCUCUGUUCCUAGCCAUUCUGGGCAUCCUGGCCACCCUGUCCAUAAUCAUCACCUUCAUCCGCUUCAACGAUACGCCCAUAGUGAGAGCUGCAGGACGUGAGCUUAGCUACGUACUCCUAACGGGUAUCUUCCUUAUCUACCUCAUCACCUUCCUCAUGAUCGCAGAGCCGGGAACGGUGGUGUGUGCGUUUCGAAGGAUGUUGCUCGGUUUGGGAAUGAGCAUUACGUACUCCGCCAUGCUCACCAAGACCAAUCGCAUUUACCGCAUCUUCGAGCAAGGCAAGAAGUCCGUCACACCGCCGAAAUUUAUCAGCCCCACUUCGCAACUUGCAAUUACCUUCGUACUAAUCUCAGUACAGGUGGUGGGUGUGUUUGUCUGGUUUGGCGUGAUGCCGCCACACACCAUUGUGGACUAUGAAGAAUUGCGGCCACCAAAUCCAGAUCUGGCGCGUGGAAUCCUGAAGUGUGACAUGUCUGAUUUGUCACUCAUUUGUUGUUUGAGCUACAGUAUCCUGUUGAUGGUCACGUGCACAGUCUACGCUGUCAAGAGCCGCGGCGUACCCGAGACCUUCAACGAAGCUAAACCAAUCGGCUUCACCAUGUAUACCACAUGCAUCGUCUGGCUGGCAUUCGUGCCUAUUUUCUUUGGCACAGCACAGUCCACAGAGAAGAUGUUUAUUCAGACGACUACGCUGACUGUGUCAAUGAGUCUGAGUGCUUCCGUGUCUCUAGGAAUGCUCUACAUACCGAAAGUCUACGUCAUUAUCUUCCACCCGGAGCAGAAUGUACAGAAACGCAAGCGCAGCUUCAAGGCUGCGGUGCAAGCUGCAACCAUGUCCACACGCCUCUCGCAGAAAUCCAUCAAUGAAAAACAGAAUGGAGAGACUAAGAUUGAGCCAGACAGGACGCAGUAGCAGAUGACACUUGGAGCAGCUGUGUUGAACUCAAAUCACAG